CUCGUCCACUCACCCAGUGAACACAAUCCAGUCUCUCCCUUCAAAGUUCCAACUUCCCAGAAUCUCACCCAGCCAAAAUGACCUCGUCCUCUAUUGUCACUUCUGCUAUGCACCUGGCUCCUCAGACUCUUCCCCUUGCUGGUGCCGGUGCUGUUGUUAUCCAGCAUGCUCUUGGGCAGAUAGCGCCCGGCGUCGUCGCCGGAUCCACUCGCUUCGCCUCCAAGUCCAUCCAGGCCGCUGCUCCAGUGUUCGCACGCUCCAUGUCGACCCGUCUUUCGCACAGCGCCGCACAAACCCUUGGCUCAGCCGGCCUCCACUACCCGACCACCCCAAGUAUCCGCAACAUUGGCCUCAACUCGAUGCCGUUCCGAUCUCCGGUGCAGCGCAUGCCCUUGUUCCAGUCGGUCGAGUCGCGACGCUCCUUCCAGUCCAGCUCGGCCCAGCAAUGCGGAUGGAGACGCUUUGGCGACGGCCACGGCAAUAACUACUACUUUUACGAGCGCAGAUGGCGCGGCUCAGUGAUCCGCUUUCUGAUCCUGGGUGGCCUGAUUGUCUGGAUCGUGCCCAAGUUUGGGUCCGAGUCCUUCACCAGCCUGCCCUCGCAUCCGUUCAUGGCCACGGCCUAUGACCACGCCACCUUCACCACCUUGGCCGUCGCCGGCGUCGGAUUCUUGACGCUGCCCCUGCCUCUGUCGCUUUUGGGUGCAGCUGGAGCCGUUGGCUAUGCCUUCUCAAAGUCGUUCAGUCGAGCCAAAGACCUGGCCACCAACGGCUUCGACUCGGACGAGUGGGAAAUUGUCAAGCUCAGCCCAAACGAGUGGAAAUCGAGCUACAGCCGAUACAACCUCGACCCUUUCUCUGAAUACUUUAGCCGCCAUCAGCACCACCAUCGUCAUCUGGACCUUGAGGACGAAGAUGAGAUCUUGGAGCUCUACAAUCGCGUUCGCAACCACCCCAAGUGCCGGAAGGCUGCCCGCGUCUAUCUCAAGGCCGGUAUCGAGGUCGAGAAGGAGAUCCAGAGGCGCGAGGCCCUCGAGGGCAAGGCUUACCCCGACUUUGUCGUUGCCCGAUCUGUGGACAGCUCGAUUGUCGUGACCCUUCCGUUUGACCGCAAGAUGAUCCAGCAGGAAAUGAAGACCCGCAAAGAAGCUCAGGCUGCUGCCGCUGCCGGUGGUGCUCCUGCUAUCCAAUCCAAGCCUAGGUCCCGGAAGCGCACCGACCCUGAGAUCGAGAGCUUGUAAGCUUGCAGGCUUGCAGGCUUGUAGGUCGCAGGCUUUGUCUGCACCAGAACAACCACAUACUUCCUCAUACGUUGAUUGUAAAUACGAAUUGAUGUGACAUCAAAAUAGCGAUAAUAAAGAUCCG
This is a messenger RNA of Polychytrium aggregatum, 1365 nucleotides long. RefSeq lists its product as uncharacterized. NCBI's taxonomy places the organism in Eukaryota, Fungi, Chytridiomycota, Chytridiomycetes, Polychytriales. Bases 78 to 1241 code for a protein of 387 amino acids. The transcript has a single exon. The record is from RefSeq and is a predicted model, not a curated record.